Prorocentrum cordatum is the source of this 360-nucleotide messenger RNA. The record is from the annotation of a GenBank genome assembly. Lineage: Eukaryota; Dinophyceae; Prorocentrales; Prorocentraceae.
AUGGCGCUGCUGAGCGAGGUGUGGGAGGUGAAGUUGAAGCCCAAUGUCAUCAGCUACAACGCUGGCAUCAGCGCGUGCGAGAAGUGCGUGCAGUGGCAGCGGGCGCUGGCGCUGUUGAGCGAGAUGUGUGAGGCGAAGCUGGAGCCCGACGUCAUCAGCUACAGCUCUGGGGUCAACGCGUGCGAGAAGGGCGGGCAGUGGCAACAGGCGCUGAGCAUGCUUAGAACCAUGCGCUUGAGAAAGUUGGACGUUGGCUUCAUGGCCUACGGAAUUACAGCCAGCAUGUGCGAGCAAGGCGGGCAAUGGAGCCAAGUGCUGUCUUUGAUCAGGGAGGUGCGUGACCUAGUUACAGGUGGGUGA